This is a messenger RNA of Drosophila innubila, 3680 nucleotides long. RefSeq names its product benign gonial cell neoplasm protein (gene bgcn). Gene Ontology annotation, cellular component: intracellular anatomical structure. Gene Ontology annotation, molecular function: RNA binding; protein binding. The transcript is spliced from 5 exons. The record is from RefSeq and is a predicted model, not a curated record. Bases 1 to 3657 code for a protein of 1218 amino acids. NCBI's taxonomy places the organism in Eukaryota, Metazoa, Arthropoda, Insecta, Diptera, Drosophilidae.
AUGGAUCAAACAAUUCAAAAUAAAUUUAUACCACAGCAAUUGCUUUAUUUUAUUGCUGGUCGGCGUUGCUGCUUACAAUUUGCCUGCAGUUUCCGCACACAAGAUCACAAUAAAUUUACAGAAUGCGCACAUUCUCUAGGCUUACGUUCGCAAUACGUUGUUAGUGACGGCCAAGGAUGCAUGAAGAUAUUCAAACAGUCUUGCCGCCACUAUUUGGAAAAGCCCAAAACGCUGGCACUGUCUCAGUCAACUGUAAUGGCAAUGUCAUCAUUACUGCCAAACACAGUCGUUUUUGGAAGAGAUGAGCUACAAAUGUCAGCGGAAUUCAUUAGCCUGAAGAUUCCGUCGCUACAUGUUCCGAUGGCGGCAGUUCGGCCGCCAGCACCACGACUUAAAUCGGAGAAACAUCGUGAAUUUUUAAAUAGGAUUCCAAGCUUCGCAUGCCUAAGUGACAUACUGACCUCAAUUUACUCACAUCGCGUUUUUGUUUUUAAAGCUGAACUUUAUGCGGAUAAAUCGUUGCUAUUUCCAAUCAUCAUUUUAGAGGAUUCUGAAUUCAAAAAGUCCAACUUGAAGAUCAUCUGCGUCGAGCGGGAGAAUAUUGUCGCCAGCUAUAAUAGCGGCAGAUUGGCUGACUUUUUAGGUGAAAAUGUUGGCGAAACUGUUGGCAUAGAAGUGCCACAACACAGUUGUCUUAGCUCCAACACGCAUAUUGUGUUCACAACUGCCAAAUACUUUCUACGCUCAUUGAUCAACAAGAGCCCAAGGAAUCUGAAUAACAUAAGUCACUUUCUGGUGAACGAUGUACAUCUACACGAUCCAUACACUGACAUCUUAUUGUGCGAAUUGAAAAAGGCGUUGACUGUUAACCAGAAUCUAAGAAUCAUACUGCUUUCACAAGGAUGCGAUUCACAACAAUUUAUCGCGUUCUUUGGCGAAGGCACUGAAUUCACUGCAAAUCAAACUUGCCCAUCAUCAAACCUUCAGAUUUCUUAUAUUGAAGACGUUCAAAAUCGUAUUAGUACAGCCAAAAUUUAUAAAGGCUUGGAAAUUUACAAGAAGAGACCACAAAUCUUCAGAAAUAAAAGCGUGAGAAAUGAGCAACUUGAUAAAUGCCUGCAGGUCUAUGAAGAGCUUGGAACCGAUACGGCUAUUCGUCUAUUUCUUUACUCGGUCAACUACGAAUUCUCUCCUAUAAACUAUCAGCACUCGUUUACUGGAAAAACGGCCAUUAAUAUUGCCGUAAAGUUGAAUAAUAUCAACCAUCUGCGUUUGCUCCUGUACAUGGGUGCCAAUCCAUACCUCAUCGAUAAUCACCACGAAAAUGCUAUAUAUAUUGCUAACUCAAGAGGUUUCACCGAAUGUGCUGAUAUCCUUAAUAAUUACAGUCGUCAUGGUUUUGUUUAUAAGAAUGCAAAACCCGAAUUUGUUGAUUAUGAUGUUAUAAUUGAUAUUAUCUAUCUUUUAUGCGCUAAGACCGACUUCCCACCAGGAAACAUAUUAAUCAUUUUGCCAACUUACUAUCACAUGGUUAAACUAAACUAUAUGUUGUUAAUACACUUGAUAAUUGGCAAUUUGCGAUCCUUUGCCACGUAUGUGUUGCAUGAUGACAUGAACAUGGAGUAUUUGCACUCAUUAAUUAACGCUGACGCUAAUACCAUUAAGAUAGUUUUGGCCACUGGCAUUAUUGAGUCACUGCAUCUUCCAGUCUCAUUUAAAUACUUGAUAGACACUGCGUGCGAGAGGAAGAUUUGGUAUGAUGGUCGCAUUUGCAGCACUGUGGAUGCAAUCGAAUGGGUCGCCAAAGAUUGCCUCUUGAGGAGAAUCAAUAUUUUAAACACUGAAGUUUCAACCGAUUGUCAGUGCUUUCGUUUAAUGCCAAAAGAUACUUACCAAAAGCUGCAGGAGACAGGAUUGCCGGCAUUGCAGACAAUGCAUUUGGAUAAAAUCUGUUUGAUUGUCAAGUUACUGUCUCCGAAUACGAUAAUAAGUGAAUAUCUAUCGUAUACCAUUGCACCGCCUCCGUAUAUUAACAUACAUCAGACUGUGCAGUUUUUAAAGAAGAUUGACGUGCUGGAUGAUUCGGAGGAUGUUACUUGGUUGGGAUGUCGCCUGGUGGACAUACCUAUAUCUUGCCAACUGGGACGUACUUUAAUCUUUGGCAUUCUACUACAAUGCCUGGAUCCCAUCUUGACCAUUGUGAGCUCAUUGUGCACCGCUGAUCCACUCAGCAUUCCUUUGAACGAAGACAUUGAUUCUUUAUGGGAUCGGUUUACAAUCUAUAUACAAAACUGCAUUAAAGGCGAACGUAAUCGUUUAGCGGCAGAUCAGUUUUCGGAUCACUUUGUAUUCUUACGUCUCUUUGACGAAUGGCAAAACCGAUUGAAGAACAAUAUUCCAUCAUUAUACCUCACCGAUGAGCACGAAUUUAUGCUGAAUGGCCUAAUGGAGCAAUUAAAUUGUACUCGUUCUAAGAUCCUUAGUGCAUUGCGAGCUGUAAAUUUGGUACAAUGCCAAGGCCCGUUGAGUACACAAAGCGUCAGCUCCAAAUCGAAUAAUUGGCCAUUGGUUAAAGCCGCCUUAACGGGCGGCAUGUAUCCAAACAUUUGUGCUGUGGACCAAAGAAAUGGAACCAGAUGCAUAAAAUCAGCUUACUCCAUGGAAAUAAGUCUGCAUCCCAACACUGUGAUCCGUGACUUCUUGGAACCAUUAAAUAUAUCUGCCCAAGGCGUCUUGAAUGGAUCGCAGUGGAUCGUGUGUAGCAAACAAAGAGACAACAUUAAAUAUGCAACAAUAGUUCUUCCUCUGUCGGUCGCUUUAUUUGCUGGCUCCACUAAUUUGGGAUCUGGGCAGAUUUUGGAGAUUCAGCCGUCACCAAACGAUGACAAUAUACAUUUCUUUAUAGAUGAAUGGAUUUGGAUGGUUGCAUCUAAAUCCAAUUACGAACCUGUGAUGAAAGCCCGCGAACAUUUCUUCAGAUUCUACCAAUAUCUCUUAAUGAACUGCAGCGAUGCACAAAAAUGGCGUGGAGAUUCAUCGAUUAUAGAACAGUAUCUUUUACUCGUCGAAUCGUUCGCUUCCAUGUUUGCCAAUGAAGACUACGAGGCCGGCUUUAAAAAGUGCCCACAAAUCGGUUUUAAGCCACUUGCAAAGCUACCAAAUAAUUAUUUGCUGAGUAUUAAUACGCACUUUAUUUGGCCGCGUCAAAUCGAUGAUAAAUCUGCCCUAACACAGCGCCAGAAUAUUGCCGAAAACUAUUUACACAUUGCCGAAAAGCAAUAUUUUUUGCUUUACACACAAGAGAGUUCCAGUAAUUUUUAUCAAAAUGUUGAUGCAUCGUAUAUUGAGAGUGUGAUUGGAAAAUUUGUCAGACCCAUCGAGUCUCCGAACAGACAUAUAUAUGUAAUUUUGUAUUCUAAAGAUCCAGAUGUAUGUUUAAGCAUCAGUCGUGUUAAAAUUCAGAAAGGCGAAAUCAUCUUUAAGGAAUAUUUCAGAAAUGUUCUGCCAGUAUACGAAAUUUUGGAAGGAUGUGCAUCUUUAAAGUUGAAUGCGCCCAGUUUUGAGGGUCGUCUUUUGUCGUCGCUCAUCGACAAACGAGUUGGAAACGUGAUCAUGGAUUUAUUUGCUUUCCGACACCGUUGGGUGCACAAUAAAUAAUACUUUAUAUAUUUUUCAUUUAA